Molecule: messenger RNA, 2078 nt
Organism: Rhagoletis zephyria (snowberry fruit fly)
Lineage: Eukaryota; Metazoa; Arthropoda; Insecta; Diptera; Tephritidae
Gene: Tdc2
Product: Tyrosine decarboxylase 2
Biological process (GO): amino acid metabolic process; carboxylic acid metabolic process
Cellular component (GO): cytoplasm
Molecular function (GO): pyridoxal phosphate binding; carboxy-lyase activity
Source: RefSeq, a predicted model, not a curated record
AUGUAUUUAGUAUCUAAAUGGUCGAAAAAAUGAUAGCCGCACUACAUAUUGCUUGGACUGCUCAUAAACGUUAUCAGAAAGCAAUCAUGGAUAGCCAAACGUUUCGUAAGCGUGGCAACGAGAUGGUGGAAUAUAUUUGCAAAUAUAUGGAAACGCUAAAGGACCGACGCGUCACACCCAGCGUCGAACCCGGUUAUCUGAGACAUUUAAUACCCUCUGAGGCGCCAUACGAGCCCGAGGAUUGGAAUAAGAUAAUGAAAGAUGUUGAAGAUAAAAUAAUGCCUGGUGUCACACACUGGCAGCAUCCGCGAUUUCAUGCUUACUUUCCGGCGGGCAAUGCUUAUGAAUCGAUUUUGGGUGAUAUGCUGGGCGAUGGCAUCGGUUGUAUUGGCUUCUCGUGGGCAGCAAGUCCGGCAUGUACGGAGCUCGAGACUAUUGUAUUGGAUUGGUUGGGCAAAGCCAUCGGAUUACCAGAUCACUUUCUAGCGUUAAAGGAGGGUAGCACCGGUGGCGGCGUUAUACAGACUUCCGCUUCCGAAUGCGUAUUGGUCAGCAUGUUGGCGGCACGCGCUCAGGCGCUCAAGCGUCUAAUGGCACAACAUCCUUUCAGCGAGGAGAGUCACCUACUCUGUAAAUUGAUUGCCUACUGCUCGAAGGAGGCGCAUAGUUGCGUUGAGAAGGCUGCAAUGAUAUGCUUCGUGAAAUUGCGUAUUUUAGAGCCGGAUGAAAAUGCCAGCUUGCGCGGCCGCACAUUGAGUGAGGCCAUGGAGGAGGAUGAAAAACAAGGUUUGGUGCCAUUCUUCGUUUCCACUACACUGGGCACUACCGGCUCGUGCUCUUUUGACAACUUGGAGGAGAUUGGCAAGGAAAUACAAAAGUUUCCAGGUAUUUGGUUGCACGUGGACGCUGCCUAUGCCGGCAACUCUUUCAUCUGUCCCGAAUUGAAGCCGCUACUAAAGGGCAUCGAAUAUGCUGAUUCAUUCAAUACGAAUCCCAAUAAAUGGCUAUUAACAAAUUUCGACUGUUCAACAUUUUGGGUGCGCGAUCGAAUCCGCCUUACAUCAGCACUUGUCGUGGAUCCAUUGUAUCUUAAGCAUUGCUAUGAUGAUGCAGCAAUUGACUACCGUCAUUGGGGAGUUCCACUCAGUCGGCGUUUUCGUUCAUUGAAAUUGUGGUUUGUUUUGCGUUCAUAUGGAAUUUCGGGAUUGCAGAAUUAUAUACGACGUCACAUCGAAUUGGCCAAACGUUUCGAACAACAUGUGCUGAAAGACAAACGCUUUGAGAUUUGUAAUCAAGUCAAGCUUGGGUUGGUUUGCUUUCGCUUGAAAGGCAACGACAAAUUAAAUGAGAAACUCCUAAGUAACAUUAAUGAAUCCGGCAAAUUGCAUAUGGUACCUGCUAGCGUUAACGAUAAAUAUAUCAUACGAUUCUGUGCAGUGGCACAAAAUGCCACCGAAGAAGAUAUCGAUUACGCCUGGGAGACCAUAGUCGAUUUUGCUAAUGAAUUGCUUGAAAAGGAACAGCACGACGAACUAUCAGAGAUCAUCAAUCGCAAGAAGGAGGAUACGUUGGCGAGGAAGCGCUCGUUUUUCGUACGCAUGGUCAGUGAUCCUAAAAUUUACAAUCCGGCCAUCAAUAAGGCUGGCACACCAAAUUUGUCAGCGGAUGUUGCAUCACCAGUGGUGGGUCAUAGCACAAAUCCUACUAUCAGAACACAAACAUCGACAGAACGCAACUCGUGGAUUUCCUGGCCAUUGGCAUUCCUCUUCAAUAGUAACAACAACAAUGAUGAAGGGGGACAAAAAAGUAAUGUUUCGUUGCGCUUUCGUCAUUUAGACACAAAUGUACGACCGACUUCGUCGAGACGCAAUUCGGGCGCAACAUCUUCACCAUCACCAGACAAUGAGCUAAGCUUUGUUAAUUUGAAAAAGUCACCACUUAAGCCAGCUACACCGUCGCCACGCAAAGGUGGGCUCUCACCAAACCCGACCAAUAAUCACACAUAAAUAGUGUUAUUUCUGAUGAAGUUUUAAAAUUUAAAAAUCAAAAAUAUAGCUAAAUUUCUUUUCUCAAAUUUA